AAGGCAUACCAAAAUCACAAAUUCCGACAACCAUAUCAUCAAGCAAUGAGUUACUGCUCAAUGGUAUUACAAGAUCACUCUUGGCCUUGGACAGAGGAACUAGAUGCACUUUCUUAUUUGGAAGCUGAAGACUUGGCUAAGUUUGUUCCAAUGUUGUUAUCAAGGACAUUUGUUGAGUGCUAUAUUGCAGGAAAUGUUGAGAAGAGCGAAGCUGAGUCAAUGGUGAAGCAUGUUGAAGAUGUUCUCUUUAACGAUCCUAAACCUAUUUGUCGUCCGUUAUUUGCAUCUCAGUUCUUGACAAAUAGGGUUACAGAGCUCAAAACAGGAAUGAAAUACUUCUACAAUCAACAAGGCACAAACCCCAACGAUGAAAAUUCUGCUCUAGUCCAUUACAUUCAGGUUCAUCAAGAUGAGUUUUCCAUGAAUAUCAAACUUCAAAUGUUUAAACUUAUUGCAAAGCAAGCCACUUUUCACCAGCUUAGAACGGUUGAGCAACUUGGUUACAUCACUUCACUCUCUCAAAGAAACGACUCUGGUGUCUAUGGUGUACAGUUCAUUAUCCAGUCUUCAGUCAAGGGUCCUGGAGAUAUAGAUUUGAGGGUCGAGUCACUACUCAAAGACCUUGAGAGUAAACUUUACAAUAUUAGCGAUGAAGAAUUCAAGAGCAAUGUAACAGCGUUGAUAGAUAUGAAGCUUGAAAAACACAAGAACUUGAGUGAGGAAUCCGGGUUUUACUGGGGAGAGAUUCAAGACGGGACACUCAAAUUUAACCGCAUAGACGCAGAGGUGACUGCACUGAAAGAGCUAAAGAAGGAAGAACUAAUAGAUUUCUUCAACGAAUACAUAAAGGUUGACGCACCAAAAAAGAAAUCGUUGAGUGUAUGCGUUUACGGAAACCAACAUUCAAAGGAAAUGGCAUCUGACAAAGACAAAGUCGUAUCACCAUCUGUAGAAAUCGAAGACAUUGCUGGUUUCAGAAACUCUCUACCUCUUUACGGAUCGUUGAGAGGUUGUAACCAGCUGAAACUGUGAUGAGCUCCCAACACUUUUCAAAGAUUUAUACACACACUCAUAUUCA
Camelina sativa (false flax) is the source of this 1078-nucleotide messenger RNA. Its product is annotated as insulin-degrading enzyme-like 1, peroxisomal. NCBI's taxonomy places the organism in Eukaryota, Viridiplantae, Streptophyta, Magnoliopsida, Brassicales, Brassicaceae. Gene Ontology annotation, molecular function: metalloendopeptidase activity; metal ion binding. Gene Ontology annotation, cellular component: mitochondrion; cytosol. Gene Ontology annotation, biological process: peptide catabolic process. The record is from RefSeq and is a predicted model, not a curated record.